AUGGACCCCGGCGCCAGCGCCGGCGGGGGCGGGAGCGGGCGCUGGGCGGGCUUCGAGCGGGCGUGCCGCCUGCCCAACACCGUCCACUCCGAGGUCCUGCCGUCGCUGCCGCUCCCCACCCUCCCGCGCGAGCUCGGCUUCGACGCGCUCCGCGACGACGAGCCCCUCGCCGCGCCCGACCGCCCCGACAUGAUCAUGCAGGCCGCCGACAUCGCCCGCAUCCUCGCCGACACCGACGUCUCCCACCUGGGCUUCACCCCGGAGGACAACGUCGACGUGGAUCCCAGCCGGUGCUCCUGGCUCUGGAGGGAGGUGCUCAAGCACAACCCCGACGCCUUCAAGGUCAAGGCGCCCGGGCCUUCUUCGCAAGGUCCAUUUGGAGGCCCAGGAUAUCAAAAUCAAGAACGUGAGAAGCACUUUGAGCAUCUUACACCUAAUACGAGCAAAGCACGAAAUGAAUCUGCAUUUCCUCAGGAUGAAAUUGGCUCACAUAGAGAGCGUUUUCAUAAUGAACUGACCCCGGAUUCAAUUGCUUCAAAGAAGCCAAAAGUAAGGAAGAAAGAAAUUAACAAUUCUGUUUCAAGUUCUGCCCCCAGCAUUCCUAAUAGUCAAGAAGUUAUUGCUAACUUCUGUGAGGUGGUGGAGGAUUUCUGUGGAAAAGCCGAAAUUCCCGACGAUGGAGAUGGCGGUGACUGGUUGUCAAUCCCACUUAAUGAUGUUAAGGUUCUUGUGAAUGAAAUUACAUCUGUUCGAUCCAAAAGGAUAUUGCAUGAGGUUCCUAUGGAUACAGUUACAAGGUUAUUAGAUGUGAUUGACCGUCAGAUUCGAUGUUCUCAAGGUUUAUCGAUAGAUGUGAAGGAAAAUUCUGAUGCCGUUGAUGCUGAACCUCUGGUUUUCUCUGCUUUGGAGUCCAGUCAUGCUGCGUUGGCAAUUAUGACCCACCAUGAUAUGCCAAAGCAACUGUAUCGAGAAGAACUUAUUGAGCGAAUUAUUGAUUUCUCAAGGCAUCAGAUCACAGAUUGUAUGGCAGCAAGUAACCCAACCUUCCGAGCUCUCUACAAACCAGCUGAAAAUGUUGCAAACAAUGGAGAUGAUGAUGAAGAUGAUUUGGAAAAUGGACAAGUUAGCAAAAGGAGACGUACUGCUACUAAUUUGAGCAUGAGGAAAUCUUCAAACAGAGUUUCUGCUUCUGUUUAUUCUGCUGUGCAGAAACUAUGCUUGAUAUUGGGCUUUCUUAAGGAACUGCUCACAACAGUACGCUUGUCAGAUAGUUGUAUUCUGCAGUUAGCGAAAACAUGCUUUACUACAUUCUUGGUGGAUAAUAUGGAGCUAUUACAAUUGAAAGCGAUUGGGGUGAUUUGUACGGUGUUUUCAUCAUAUACACAGCACAGGAGUUACUUGGUUGAUGAAACACUUCACCUUCUUCGCAAGUUGCAGUUUUCCAAAAAUGCCGUUAGAACCUACCAUCUAGCAGAUGAAGACCAAAAGCAAAUCCAGAUGAUAACAGCACUGUUAGUUCACCUGGUUCAGUUUAGUGCAAUUGUUCCCGAUAGCUUAAAGGGAACAGUUGAUUGGACCACUAUCGUUGAUGCCUCCGGUGAUGCUGAUUAUUAUCCAAUUAAAUGCCAUGAAGUGGCAACAGAGGCUUGUUGCCGUUUUUGGACUGAUGUCCUUCAACGUUUUACUGCUGCUAAAUCUCAAGAUAUGUCGGAAACCAAAGGAAUAAUAGAUAAUCUUGUUCAGGAUUUCCUAACGAUACUAAAUUUGCCGGAGUAUCCAGCUGCUGCUUCUAUUCUUGAGGUUCUCUGUGUGUUGCUGCUUCAGAAUGCUGGAUUGAAAUCUAAGGACACUAAUGCUCGGUGCUUUGCUAUUGAUCUUCUUGGUGGUAUUGCAUCAAGACUGAAGCGUGAUUCUGUCAUCUGUAGUGAGGAGAAGCUUUGGAUAUUGCAAGAUCUCACUGUUGCAGGUAGUGAUGGCUCAAAAAUCUUGAAAAACAAGUGCUGUGUUUGUCUUGGUGGAAGAGGUAUAAAUAUAGCCUGUAAUGAAUGCGGAAGAUGUUUCCAUUCAGAUUGUAUGGGGGCUGGUAGUCAGGAUAACUUACAGCAUGAUAGUGUCUGCCCCUUGUGUUUUUGCAAACAACAGCUCAAUGUUCUACAGUCAUACUGCCAGUCACAAAUUAAAGAAAAUGGCAAAAAAGCUGCUGCCUCUGCUAGUAAGAAAUCUGCUAAACCAACUGAGGUGCCUGCAGUGGAUAUUGUUCGACAAAUACUACUGAGUUAUCUCCAAGAAGCUGGUCCACAAGAUGAUGGGAACCUGUUUACUCGAUGGUUCUAUCUGUGCAUCUGGAACAAAGAGGACCAACAUUCUCAGGAGAUCAUCUACUAUCUCGCUAGAUUAAAAUCCAAGGAGAUUCUGCGAGAUUCUGGCAAUGGUCUGGCAAUUUCCAGAGAUUCAGCAAAGAAAAUUUGCUUGGCACUUGGUCAGAAGAACUCAUUUUGUAGGGGUUUUGAUAAAAUUCUUGCCCUUCUUUUGGCUAGCUUGAGAGAAAAUUCUCCUGUAAUAAGAGCAAAAGCCUUACGUGCGGUCAGCAGUAUAGUUGAAGCUGACCCUGAGGUCUUGGGUGACAAACGUGUCCAAGCUGCUGUUGAAGGGAGGUUUUGUGAUUCGGCUAUUUCUGUUCGUGAAGCUGCCCUUGAACUUGUUGGGAGGCAUAUUGCUUCACAUCCUGAUGUGGGCCUGAAGUAUAUAGAAAAAGUUGCUGAGCGAAUAAAGGACACUGGAGUCAGCGUUCGCAAGCGUGCAAUCAAAAUUAUAAGGGAUCUUUGUGCUUCAAAUCCGAACACGGACACAACUCAUGCCUUUGUGGAGAUAAUUUCUCGUGUUAAUGAUGAGGAGUCCAGUGUACAGGAUCUUGUAUGUAAAACAUUUUAUGAACUAUGGUUUGAAGAACCAACUGGGAGUCAUAAGCACUUGGUUGCUGAUGGAAGUUCAGUUCCAAUGGAGAUAGCUAAAAAGACUGAGCAAAUUGUUGACAUGUUGAGGAAGAUGCCCAAUCACCAACCCCUGAUUACCAUCAUAAAACGUAACUUGACUCUUGACUUCCUCCCUCAGUCAACCAAGGCUGCAGGGAUUAACUCAUCCAUGGUGGCAUCAAUUCGGAAGCGUUGUGAAUUCAUAUGCAAACGCUUAUUAGAAAGAAUACUGCAGGUUGAGGAGGGAGCUACUAAUGAGAUGGAAAUCCACGCGCUUCCUUAUAUUGUUGCCUUGCAAGCAUUUUGUAUUGUUGAUCCCACACUCUGCAUUCCAGUAACCGAUCCUUCUAAGUUUGUUGUGACACUACAACCAUACGUUAAUAUUCAGGUUGACAAUAAAUCAGCUGCCCAGUUGCUUGAAAGUAUUAUUUUUGUGAUUGAUGCUGUUCUUCCACUCAUAAGGAAGCCGCCACAAAAUGUUGUUGAAGAACUUGAGAAGGAUCUGAAACAUAUGAUAGUUCGCCAUUCGUAUUUGACAGUUGUACAUGCUUGUAUCAAGUGCCUUUGUGCUCUGAGCAAGUCAGCAGGUAGAGGUCCAGGAUUACUGGAAAACCUUGUUAAUAUUUUCUACAAGCAUCUGUCUGGAGCUAGUUCAGAUAGUCAGCUGCUGGGUCGAUCACUGUUUUGUCUUGGACUACUCCUUCGGUAUGGUUAUCAAUUGAUGCUAACAUCUGAAAAUCAGCUUGAUUUUCCCAAGAUUAUCAACUUGCUCCAGAGAAAAUAUCUUCUCAGGGAUGACUUCAGCUUGAAGGUUCGAGCUUUGCAGACUUUGGGAUACAUACUUAUUGCGAAGCCUGAAUUUAUGCUACAAAAGGAUAUGUUGAAACUCAUAGAGACAGCACUAUCUUCUGAGGUUGAUUAUAGAUUAAAGAUUCAAGGACUUCAAAACCUCUAUGAGUAUCUCAGAGAUGCUGAAAGCCAACUUACUGCUGAGAGUACUGCGAAACCUCCUGUACAGUGUGAAAUAAAUGGCGGAAGUGAAGUGCCUGUUGCUGCUGGUGCUGGAGACACCAACAUAUGUGGUGGUAUUAUCCAAUUGUAUUGGAGUUCUAUUCUUGAUAGGUGCUUGGAUACAAAUGAUCAAGUUCGCCAGAGUGCACUUAAGAUUGUUGAAGUUGUACUUCGCCAGGGUUUAGUUCACCCUAUUACCUGCGUUCCUCACCUUAUAGCACUUGAAAUGGACCCGCUGGAGGGGAACUCGAAGUUGGCUCAUCAUCUACUGAUGAAUAUGAAUGAAAAGUACCCUUCAUUUUUUGAAAGCCGCUUGGGUGAUGGACUACAAAUGUCAUUUAAAUUCUUUGAAUCCAUAGUCAGCAACCAUAAGAUGGCAGCAAACAUAAAAUCAAAUCCAAUUGCAUUUGUCAAACCUGGCAUAUCUAGAAUAUACCGUCUUAUCCGUUCAAAUCGAAAUUCCAGAAACAAAUUUGUCCACUCGAUAGUUCGGAAAUUCGAGUCUGAUAGCCGGAGUCGCAGCACAGUUAGCUUUCUUGUAUACUGUGCUGAAGUUCUUGCCUCCCUGCCUUUCACAUGCUCCGAUGAACCACUUUACUUGAUCUAUGAUAUAAAUCGAGUUAUUCACCUUAGAGCUGGAGGAGUCGAGGGCAAUUUGAAAAGGUGGACUUCUAUGUCUCAACCGCAAGAUACGGCGGGUGUGACAACAUUGCCAAGAGAGAGUCAUGUUGUCAUGCAAGAGCCUGGUGGAUAUUACGAUAAUGUGGGAUAUGUCCCUGAAUGGGUGAAUGACAACAAUCCUUGCAGUACUUCAGACGUGGCCAAAGUGCAGGUGGAUGUGGACAUGACCAAAGUUCAGGGAGAUUGCCAUGAUGCAAUAGCCCUCCAGCUACUACUGAAAUUGAAGAGACAUUUGAAAGUUGUUUAUAGUUUAGAUGAUGCCCGCUGUCAGGCAUUUUCUCUAAAGGAGCCUCCGAAAUCUGGAGAAGCAUUCUCCAGGCAGAAUGUUCCUUUUAAUAUUGGCAACACUAACAUCAGUCUGCCGAGCUGCCUGCAGGAUGUAGCUUCUGUUUACCAGGAUUUCAAGAUAGCACUCCGCGAAGAUUCCAUGGACUUUGCUGUGUUCAUCCCUUCAGUCCAGACUAGGAAGCGCCCAACCCCAAGAAGUACGAUGAACCCAACCCCAAGAAGUACGACGAGAGUCAGGAGAACGGCUGCCCCGAGUGUUACAAAAGCCCGUGGUGGUGCACGGGGUGAUGAUUCUGAUGAUGCUGACGAUGACGACUGGACUGGGGGUCCAAGAAUGCUCGACUUCAGUGGGGGCGGCCGUGUGACAAGGCAGAGGGUCCAAAAGCGUGAUGGUCUCCUGGUACAGUGGAACGGUAGUACCACGUUCCCUUCGGUUGGGCUGUCCCUCGGAAUAAUUAACAUCGAUUACACAAUCAUGGAAGAGCAGCAAGUUAAGCCAUCGGAUCUGCCACCCACUAGUUCGGACAACCAGGGUCCAGUUGCAACUCCUCCUGUUACCAGUGCUGACCCUGUUCGUCCGGCUGCUUCAACUGGUUCUCCCAGUCAGGUUGCCGCUGCAGCUCCUGCACCUAUCGCUGCUCCUGCAGAAGAUGCUGCAGGGCGUGAGGCGCCAGCAUCCGUGUUUUCUGCAUCUGGUUUAUCCUCCUGGGCUAAGAACCUGAAAAUUCCCCAGCCUUCAUCAGGUCAGGAAUCACCUACAGGAAAGAAUACCUUUGCCCGUUUAACAAGUGGCUUUGGACUGCGUAUGUCUCCAAAAGCGGCACAGCAAGAUGAGGGUGCUGAAGGAAGCACCUCCCCAACAACAGGACAGCCUGGUGUUUUUGGUUCUUUGACGAAAGGCAUUGUGGAUUCCUCUAAGAAUGCUGUAAAGGCAGUGCAAGUCAAGGCUCGCCACAUGGUCUCACAGAAUAAAAGACGAUACCAGGAAGGAGGAUUUGAUUUAGACAUGACAUAUAUUACUGAGAACAUAAUUGCUAUGGGUUUUCCCGCUGGUGAUUUGAGUUCAGGGCUUUUUGGAUAUUUUGAGGGUUUCUACCGCAACCACAUGGAGGAAGUCAUCAGGUUCUUUGAAAUGCACCAUAAGGGGAAGUAUAAGGUGUACAAUCUUUGUUCCGAAAGGCUAUAUGAUGCAUCUCUUUUUGAAGGAAAGGUGGCCUGCUUUCCUUUUGAUGAUCAUAACUGUCCUCCAAUACAACUUGUCAUAUCAUUCUGCCAUAGUGCCUACUCAUGGUUGAAGGAGGAUAUAGAGAAUGUGGUGGUUGUCCAUUGCAAAGCUGGUAAGGCAAGGACAGGAUUGAUGAUCUCGAGUCUUCUGCUAUUUCUAAAGUUCUUUCCUACUGCUGAGGAGUCCAUUGAAUACUAUAACCAGAAAAGAUGUGUAGAUGGAAAAGGGCUUAUUCUCCCAAGUCAGAUUAGAUAUGUGAAGUAUUUCGAGCGCAUCUUAACUUACUUCAAUGGUGAAAAUCAGCCACCCCGAAGGUGUAUGCUUAGAGGGUUUCGUCUUCAUAGAUGCCCCUAUUGGAUUAGGCCAUCAAUUACAGUCUCUAAUCACAAUGGUGUUCUUUUUUCUACAAAGAAGCAUCCAAGAACAAAAGAACUUAUGCCAGAAGAUUUCUGGUUUAGUGCACCAAAGAAGGGGAUUAUGGUUUUUGCAUUGCCGGGAGAACCUGGCUUAGCCGAGGUAGCUGGUGAUUUCAAGAUCCAGUUUCAUGAUCGACAGGGAGAUUUUUACUGUUGGCUAAAUACAACAAUGAUGGAGAACAGGGUGACUUUGAAUCCAAUUGAUCUUGAUGAUUUUGACAAGAGAAAAUUGCCAUCACCUGGAUUCCAGGUUGAGGUUGUCCUGGUAGAUUACGAUGGCUCGCAACCACCAAAACCAAAACCAGCCACUGGACCUGCUGAUACUAAAUCUGAUGCUGAUUCCUUGGCUAGCACGGUUGCGAAAGAAAAUAAUGCUGUACCUGCAGAAUCCAACAAGGGAACUGGAAGCAAUGAUAAAGAUGAAGUUUUCUCCGACAGUGACGGGGAGGAUGGAUCAUCCAAGGGAAGAAAGGAGAAGACUGCCGGUGGUGGUCAAAGCAGCGUAAAUGCUGCUAAACCAUCCCAAACAAGCAACGUGCAGGAUGCAGCAUCAGCUGCUGCUAGUAGACUGGAUAAAGUAGCUAUAACUAGCGAACAAGGAACCGCAAAGGCACCUGACGGCACAUCUCUCAAAACUGAAGUCAGCAGCAAGGCCAGCUCCACCACACCACCACCUACAGCUGCUGACUCUUCCAGCAUGAGCGAAUUCAAGGCGAUCGCAGCAGAUGCCUCAGUGUUCUCAUUCGGAGAUGAAGAUGAUUAUGAAAGUGAGUAG
This is a messenger RNA of Miscanthus lutarioriparius, 7368 nucleotides long. Lineage: Eukaryota; Viridiplantae; Streptophyta; Magnoliopsida; Poales; Poaceae. The record is from the annotation of a GenBank genome assembly.